Messenger RNA from Penicillium alfredii, 1767 nucleotides. RefSeq names its product sialidase family protein. The record is from RefSeq and is a predicted model, not a curated record. Lineage: Eukaryota; Fungi; Ascomycota; Eurotiomycetes; Eurotiales; Aspergillaceae. The transcript has a single exon. Bases 1 to 1767 code for a protein of 588 amino acids.
AUGGUCAAGCUCAGCACCUUCGCAACUCAGGCGGUCCUGCCUCUAGCUGCACUCUUCUUUACCCAGUCAACCCUCGCCGACUCCGAUGGUAUAGUCAUCUGGCCUCAUAAAGUCCCGAACGAGGGAAACGGCUACUCGCGGGUAAUUCAAUUGCAGCACGCUGGCAAAUCCAACGGCAAUCUACUAGCCAUCUGGGAGCACUGGUACACGAAAGGAGACUCAAGAGCCACUAACGGGACUGCAUCUCACUACAUUAUCCGCAAAAGUGGUGACAACGGAACGACAUGGGAUACUCUGACAACGAUCUCAGACCCAUUAAAGGGCACCGGUCACCCGGCCACUUUAUUCUGGCAGCCCUUCCUGUUUGAGUUCCCACAACAGCUGGGCAAGUAUCCCAAGGGCACGCUGCUGCUUGUUGGCAAUCUGGUCAAGAAUUCGAACACAGAUUUCGUCUCCUGGCGGUCGACGGAUCAUGGGAAGACAUGGAACAUCGUGGGGAAAGUUCUGCAUGGAUCGGGGAAGGGUCAGAUCUGGGAGCCGUUUGUUUACUUGGAUAGCAAGGGGAAGAUUGUGACGGUAUUCUCCGACCAGAGAGACUCCGACCAUGCUCAGAAGCUGUCGAGUAUCACCUCUGACGAUGGAGGGACAACCUGGAACGAUUCCGAGGGGGUUGUCGUUGGUUCACGCUUCGUCGAUCGACCGGGCAUGGCGACGGUCGCGAAGAUGGACAACGGGGAAUUCAUCAUGAGCUAUGAGUGGUGCAUUGGAGACCCCAAAACUGGCAAGAUGAAUUCCGACCCAUGCCCCAUUCAUGUGAAAACGUCAGCAGACGGGGUGUCGUGGAGGAAGAACGAUGCUGGCACGGUGAUCUCCACGACCGACGGGAUCCAGACGUUCGGGAGCCCUUAUACUAUCUGGGACCCGACAGAGAAGAAGGUGAUUGUGUCUAGCAGUCUCAAGCGGUGGAAGAACGAUACGAAGACGAAUGCCCCCGAGAACAAUCGCAUUGUCUUUGUCAACAGCGACCAUGGCAAGGGCGGCUGGUCAUGGGCUCCAUCUCCCUGGACCGUGCCCAAGGCCACAGAUGUAUGUGGCUCCAACUACAGUCCUAAUAUCCUGCUCCUACCCAACGGGACAUUGUUAUAUACAGCCGAAGCGAGCAUAGACAGCAACGACAAGAAGUCGCAUUGCAUUCUGCGAACCGGUGCUGCGCCCAUUGCGAGCCUCCCAUACAAGUCCGACUUCUCCGGCCUCGGCCAGGCGGGAUGGAUCGACUUUGAUGGGGCCUGGUCGAUCGCCGACGGCCAGUACAGCUUUGCGUCAGUGCCCAGCUCAACAACGCUCGUCAUCACCGGGUCGUCUGGAUGGACAGACUACGAGGUCAGUGCCGAUGUGGUCAUUACGAGCAGGUCGGGUGAGGUUGGCCUGGUGGCACGGGCAUCUGCAUCGAAGAGUGCUCCCAAUACAAUGACGAGGUACAUGGCUGCGAUCGACAGCAGCAGCGGCAAGGUCACGGUCUACCGAGUAGCGGACAAGACUACGACUUUGAAGUCGGAGGCGCAUUCUGGUGGUAUCAAAGCAAACAAGCCUUAUCGCCUGUCCAUUUCUGUGAAGUCGACCAAGAUCACCGUCACACUGAGUGAGCGUGGGAAGGCAAAGACCACUGUUACGGCUUUGGAUGAUGGACUGAAGAGUGGGUUGGCUGGUUUGUAUGGAAGCCAUGGCAGUGGCGGUUUCAAGAACGUUCAGAUUAGCAGUUUGGCUUGA